This is a messenger RNA of Theobroma umbraticum, 1617 nucleotides long. RefSeq lists its product as uncharacterized. The record is from RefSeq and is a predicted model, not a curated record. NCBI's taxonomy places the organism in Eukaryota, Viridiplantae, Streptophyta, Magnoliopsida, Malvales, Malvaceae.
UUCCCAAGGCCCCAUGAUCUCUUCCUGGACCUCUUCCCCCCUUUGAGAUGGCAAGAAAGUAAAAGAAGAGAAAGGAAAGUAUAAUAAUAAAAAAGCCUAGAAACUUUUAAAGUAAGGGAAAAAAAAUCAAAGUCACCUCUAAAUUGUGACUGGCUUGGAUAGACGUAGUAGUACUCAGUGCAAACCAGCUAAUGAGAGAGAGAGAGAGGUUGAGAAAGAGAUAUAAAGAGAGCCCUGUCUUAGGCGCAAAUCAAGGAGGGCAACCAUGGACUGUACAACUGCUCCUGAUGAUUGUGGUGAUGGAAGCUCUUGCGUUUAAAUCAUUCAAAUAUUCAAAGCUUAUUCCCCCACCCCCACACCUCUUCAAAAGCUUUACUUUGCUCCCAAAACUUGAAAGAGCUUGAUUACCCUUCAGCUUAACAAGCCCUUAUACAAAGCUUCCAGGGACAUUGAAUAUUCACUCCCAUCUCAUCACGAUCACCUCCUCUCUCAUUUUUCUCUCUCUGUCUUUUUCUCUCUUUCGAUGGUUUGCUAAAGAGCAGAAACCAUGAUUCCAGCAUGCUUCAGCCACCCUAACACACUAUCAAGCAGCUCUCAAUUGCCUCAAAACCUCAUCACCUGCAUUUAUCAAACCCAACUAUGCAACUCUCCCACAUAUCUCACGCUUACAUGGUCCAAAACCCUCUUCUCCCAUUCCUUAACAAUCUAUGCUGCUGACUCCUUCUCCAUCACCAUUUCCCUCUACCCGUCGACCUUCUCCUUCUUCAGAAACCGACCAGGCUCCAAAUCCAUCUAUUUAACCCACCAUCAUUACCAAAGAAUCAAGCUAUACUGGGACUUUACCAGGGCUGACUUUGCUGAAAACUCGGCUGAGCCAGAGUCUUGCUUCUACAUUGCCAUUUCAUGCAAUGCCAGGCUAGAAUUCUUUCUUGGCGAUCUCCAGGAAGAAUUGAAAAGGCGUUCUGGACUGGUCAUGGCUCGCCAAGUACUCCCCGAGCCAACACUCUUGUCCAGGAGGGAACAUGUCUUUGGCCGCAGGAGUUACAUUUCAAGAGCUAAGUUCUUGGGGUCCAAACAUGAAAUAGGCAUAGAAUGUAGCGGUGGUGUUCUCAAGGUAAAAGUUGAUGGCGAAACAAGCCUUGUUAUAAAAAGAUUGGCCUGGAAAUUUAGAGGGAAUGAAAGAAUCUAUGUCAAUGGAAUUGAAGUGGAAUUCUUUUGGGAUGUGUUCAAUUGGGUCAGUAGCGACAACAAUAGUAACACCAAUGGUCAUGGUGUGUUUAUUUUCCAAGUUGGUGAUGGUGGUGUGUGGCCUGAAAUGGUAGGGCCAGAGAAGAGGUUGAUGAGGAAGAGCUUGUCAUCGGUGGCAGGGUCGGCACCGAAGAUGCCAUCGACGACAUUGUCACCGUCUCCGUCGUGCUCAAGUGUGCUGCAAUGGGCGGAGGAGAGCAGUGAUGGUGGGAGAAGUUCAUGCUCUUCAUCUACUAGGUCAUAUGGGAGCAAUGGAGGAUUCUCUUUGUUGUUGUAUGCUUGGAAUAAGGAUUGAAUUGAACACUAAUUUUAAUUUCAAUGCAAAAUGUUAUGUUAAAUUGUGAAAAUUGAUUGAUUUUUAAUUAUGUG